AUGAGUAAACGCAAAAUCAUUCAUGAUGAAGAAGCAGAAGAGGAGGGUGAUACCAUUUCCGUUUCAUCCAACGACUUGUCGAAUGGAGAAUUGAGUAAGGAUGAUAACUCCGAGAAUGAAACAAGCACCGUUGUUAUUACUACUCCGUAUGCACGUGAUUCAAAGAAAACAAAAAUCAAUCAUCACAACAGUUCAUCAACACCUUCUUCUUCUUCUUCUUCGUUAGUUCUUCAAUCUAGCGGUUAUAAAGAAAAAAGAACUACUCCUUCUUCAAAAUCACAGACGACCAUCAACAACAAUUCAAAAUCUUCAUCCGUAACGAAAACUAAGCCUUCUUCUUCACCAAGUGGAUCCAAAUCCGCAACAAGUACUCCGAAAACACCGACCACACACAAGAACGUCACAAGCAAUGCAGCAAGCAGCACGCUCUCCAAAGCAACUCCAUCAAGCAGUUCUCAUCAUCAUGGGAAAUCAUCGAGCAGUAAAGAUAAAACACCAAAAUCUGCCUCGUCUUUCUCCACGAAACACCAGAGUGAUUUGAUCAACCUCUCUCCAGCCAGUAUUCAUAGUUCAGACGAUGAAGAAUUCAAUGAAAAUGCUGAUAACAAAUUGACCAUUGGAGAAAUAAUCACUCCUCCAGUGGUAGAAUUCUCUAAAAACAAAAUUCACACCUAUUUUCCAUACAAAUUUUCAACAAUUGAGGAUUUUGAGAAGGUAGUGAAAUGCAUUGAAGAAAAAUAUAAUGAGCUAAAUAUUUACGUGAAAGCACCUGAUCUCAAAGUCAUUAAGGAUUGGCAAAAUCAUUUAAAAAAUCAGAAAUUGAUCAUUGCUGCUAGGGUUGUCCGAAAAGAAAAAUCAAGAGAUGACAAUACUUUUAACAUUGAACAGGAAGAUAAAGAUUUCAAAACUAUCAACAGAUUAAUGUAUAGACUCAGAAACAUUCUUAUUAACCAUGAAAACCAUGAUACAACAGACAUCUCCAGAUUAACCUCGUGUGUUAAAGAGCGGACCGAAAGAAAAAAACAGGAAGAAGAAGAGGAACGUAUUUUACAAAAAGAACACAAUGAAUUGCAGUCAAAAUCGGAAGCAGACCAAAAGAAAUUCUUCAUUAAGAGGGAAGGCCCUGUUCAAGGUCUCAAGGAAUACUAUGAAUGGUCAUCAACUCUUGCUUUGGGAGCACAUUUGUCAACCAUUGCCCAUACACAUGACAGGCAAUUUAGUGUGGUUGAUAAAUUGUCGCCGUUCGUUGCUACUGCACGAAGAAAUACAACAACCACCACCGACGACGAUGAGGAUGAUAUUUUAAAUCAAGACAUUUUGUAA
Naegleria lovaniensis is the source of this 1323-nucleotide messenger RNA. RefSeq lists its product as uncharacterized. NCBI's taxonomy places the organism in Eukaryota, Heterolobosea, Eutetramitea, Acrasida, Naegleriidae. The coding region runs from base 1 to 1323 and encodes 440 amino acids. The transcript has a single exon. The record is from RefSeq and is a predicted model, not a curated record.